Messenger RNA from Prorocentrum cordatum, 1858 nucleotides. The record is from the annotation of a GenBank genome assembly. Lineage: Eukaryota; Dinophyceae; Prorocentrales; Prorocentraceae.
UGCUAGUUCGCUAUUGGCGGCAAUGCUUCGCUUCCUGGAAUCUGAGAUCCCAGAUGUGGUGCAAUCGCUCGCGCCACUGUCAGUCGGCCCGCCGGGUUUCCUCGAGGUGUCGUCAGUAGGUGUUCCAUGGCCUUUCGGGUUCAAGACGCACUUUGUGUUAAUUUGUUUUGGAUGGUGAACCAAUUUGAAAGGUACACUCGACCUUGCCAGUCGGAGCUGGCAUGGAGGUCACCGUUCUGGCGCCUCCAGUCAGAUGUCCGAGGCUCUGCAGAAGCGAUGGUCAGCUGGCACAUGGAUGUUUAUCAUACGGAGCAGUUGUUGAGCUCUGCCUGACGUUCGGGAUCGUCGUGUGCUCGGCGAUGCACAGCAGCGCCAGCUUCGAAGAAGCCUCCGCCUGGGUGCCGAUGGCGUCGCUCACCGUGGCGAACGCUUGCAGGAGUGGAGUGGCCGUCGUGGCGCAGCGUUUCAACCGUUGGGGGCCGGCUGCCGCCCUGUCCUUGCUCGUCGCCUCAUGCGCCAUACUCGUGUGGCACGUACUCAUCAUUGACAGCUUGCUGCGCUCGUCGCAACCUCACAAUGAUCAGAGCAAUGGCGCAGAAGUGCUGGCUUUCAUCCUGGCCUUGGCCGCCAGCGCGUUAUCCACCACCAUGUGGUACGCGGCCACGGGUUAUACACACAUCCUGACGGACAAGGGCGAGGACCCGCCGCCGAGGCCAGAGGUGGAAACGUUCGUGGUCCACGACGUCGGUUCGGAAUGUUUGGGCUCUAUCUGCGCCAUCUGCCUGGAAGAGUUCUCACCUGGCUGCCUUGCAGGAAAGCUGCCUUGCACUCAUGUGUUCCACGACCGUUGUGUGCGCAGCUGGCUUUACACCGGAUCUUUCCUGGCUAGGUGCCGGUGCCCAAUGCGUUGCCCAAACGAUGCAGGCGCAAACCAAGGCAGUCGCCCUCGUCAGAGUGAACCGUCUAUACUUCUUGAGAGUGGACGUUCCACAUUUGGAAGAGAGGUGGACUCCACAAUAUGGGUUGUGCCAUGGUAGCGGGGCGGGACUGAAGCCACGGCUGUUUGCGCUAAUCUAUAUAGGCGUCGUGCUGGAUCCAUGAAGGGUCGCACGGUUGAUGUUUUUGGCGCGGCUCGUUGUCAUUGAUCAAUUUUGUUUCGUUAUCGGCAGUGCCGCUUCUUAAUAGCAGCGGACGUUCACGCAGCACGGAGGUUUGAUUCUCGAUUGGUCCGCAUACCAAUCUCUUGCUGGGUGGUUCUUCGGAUAGAAUCUGCGUUCCUCUGACCGCGGCGCAGUAUUGAUGACGUUUUUGAACGAAACGGAAGACGACGUCGUCAAGUCUCUUACUUGUCCUGUUUCCCUGUGCGCAUCGUCUCCCCCGUGAUCGCCACCAAGCGCUGUCCUCGAGGUAGGCCCGUGUCAAGGGCAAUUGGAACCAAGCCUUCCAGGGGGCAUGGCUGGCCUUGGCGCACAUGAGUUGCUGCCGUUGGUCCUCUCGUUCUCCUUGCUCUUCCCCAGACAUCCGGGCGUGCCUCAAAAAACGAGACAUUGGUUUUCAUAGUCGGGGGCCCGUGUCUCGAAAAAUUCUGGACGUUGGAUGUCUGGGUCUGUCGCUCCUCAGCGGACAGAUGUUCACGCUGUAUCGCUUGCCAGGACAUGUCGGCCGAGGAGACCAGAGAAUUCAUUAACUCUGGGUUCCCUCGCUGCGCUGGCAUCUGAAGUUCAAUUGGACACUGCGCUAUGAAGAAAAUAUUCCUGUUGUCUCCGAAGUGAUUCCUGAUAGGCUCCCGCAGUUCCUAGACAGAGUGCGCUGCAGGGCAGUUCGUCUUUUCCGUCUGCCCGCAGCAAGCCUUGCCACG